CCUCCUCCCUCACUACUGUAACUGAGCCAACAGCGACCUCCUCCCUCACUACUGUAACUGAGCCAACAGCGACCUCCUCCCUCACUACUGUAACUGAGCCAACAGCGACCUCCUCCCUCACUACAGUAACUGAACCAACAGUGACCUCCUCCUUCACUACAGUAACUGAACCAACAGCGACCUCCUCCUUCACUACAGCAACAGAACCAACAACGACCUCCUCUCUCACUACUGUAACUGAGCCAACAGGGACCUCCUUCACUACAGUAACUGAACCAACAGCGACCUCCUCCCUCACUACUGUAACUGAACCAACAGGGACCUCCUCCUUCACUACAGUAACAGAACCAACAGUGACCUCCUCCCUCACUACUGUAACUGAGCCAACAGCGACCUCCUCCCUUACUACAGUAACUGAACCAACAGCGACCUCCUCCCUCACUACUGUAGCUGAACCAACAUCGACCUCCUCCCUCACCACUGUAGCUGAACCAACAUCGACCUCCUCCCUCACCACUGUAACUGAACCAACAACGACCUCCUACCUCACUACUGUAACUGAAAUAACAUCGACCUCCUCCCUUACUACUUUAACUGAACCAACAUCGACCUCGUCCCUCACUACUGUAACUGAGCCAACAUCGACCUCCUACCUCACUACUGUAACUGAGCCAACAUCGACCUCCUACCUCACUACUGUAACUGAACCAACAUCGACCUCGUCCCUCACUACUGUAACUGAGCCAACGGCGACCUCCUCCCUCACUACUAUGAGGGAGGCUUCAAGCCACGUACACACACCAGUAACAACAGAGCUCACUUCAUCUACUAGUACGACAACCCCGGCGCCUACAACCGCCACAACCUCUCCACCUCCUGCGGUGUGUGACGACACAUUUGUUAGCGACGAUGACAAUCACCAGGCUGUUAAUCCCAGCUUGUCCGGUUGCGACGUCGAGAAUUUCGAACGCUGCCAGAGGGACGAGAGCGGCCAGGCACGGUGCCUGUGUAUGGCCGGCUACCAGAAGUCCAGCUACGUGGCUGGCUCCACCUGCAAAGAGUUGAAGAACCACGAGACCCAGAUGACCGUCCAGGACACACCCUGGGACCUCCAGUACUGCAACAACACUUCCCCGUUAUAUCAAGACCUCUUGAAAACCAUCCAACACCUGUACCUGACGGCGGCCACAGAAGGCAACAUGCUGGACCAGUACCAGAACUUCACAGAGAUGGUGGUGUACCCUGAGGGUGACCCCGAGGGCUGCGACGCCCAGCUCCUGGCCCCCCGGCCCCCGCAUGCUGCCAGGAAGAGACGCCAGGCUGAGUCAGUGGGUGCGGCGCCCACUGCUCCUCCCAACUCCCAGCACUACUCUACCAGACUCAGGAGGAACACACCUAAAAGAUGGCAAGCGCCUGAAGCUGUUCAGGCCACGGCGGUGACAACUGAGAGGUUGGUGGUGACUGGCAAGGUCGUCCUCAGGAAGACAGACAACUAUAACGCCACUUCCAACGAGCAGUUGCAGGAGGCCAUUAUUGCCGUCAUUAACGACAACAACACAGACACUGACCUUAAAGUUGAUCCUGGGACCGUCCAAGUGAAUGAUGCGGAGGCGAUGUUGUGUGACAGAGACGUGUUUUGUAACAGCAAUAAUGCCUUCUGCGUGAACGAGACCGACCAGUUCAACGUGUCUCAAGGUCGAUGUCAUUGCAACUCCUCCUUCCAGGACGUCUCCCCAAACAAAGACACCAACCCGGGGGAAAUCUGUAUAGUGCCCUGCACCACUGACUUCUGCUCCAGAGGUGGCCACUGUGAAAUUGACAUGUACAGCCAGUUCUACAAUCACUACUGCAACUGCCUCGCCUGGUACUUCAGAGGAGAGAGGUGCUCCACCGACCUGAGAAUCGUAAUUGGAGUAGUUGUGGGCGCUGUGGUGGUGGUCGGGGCGGUGCUCACCGUCGUCUUCUGCAGGAGGAGGUGGUACGGGAGCUGGAGCCUCCACGAUGACCAGUCUUCCAUCGUCUCUGGCUCUGCCAUGCACGAGGGUCACUACAACGAGGCCUACUGGACCCUCAGCAGGAACCCCGAGGUGAUACACGAGGGCCCCCAGGACGGAAGUGAGGGGCCCCCUAUAGGGCGCCCCGUCCUCAUCCCCCGCCCGGCCCUCAGCCCUCAGGUGCCCAGCGACUUGUUGCUGGAUCCGGACCUGAGAUUAUCUGGAGCUGGAAGUGACGCAACUCACCAGGACUGGUACAUUAGCCAGAACAUUCCUCGACCUCGUCUCAGCUUGUAGCAUGUUGACGAAACAGAGGAGUAACAAGCUGCUGUGUGUCGCCCUCUGGAGGAUGUGUUUCCUGGACGCCUCCACAGCGCUGCUCUACCAUGGCACACAACGACCCUGUUGGCUGAAGGUGCUUUUUGAUUCACAUCACUGCUCGCUACAUGGAGCCUUCAUUUGAUAAUCACUUAGUUUACAGUGAUCAUACCAGCACUGCAUCGCCAUACAAUAUUUGAAUUCCUCCCACAGCAACUCAGUUGGUCUUUCAGUGUUUGCAGCGUGGAUGCAUCUGAAGGCAAGCCACUGGUGACCUACGCAGGACUGGGUACUGCAGACCUAGAAUGAUAUGAAGAUAGAGAGUACCUCAGACGUCAGCAGCAGAGAUGCUCUCACGCGGAUGUCAGAAUUAGAGAUACUUGACUUGGUGUACGUAAGUCUCUCUGCAAGAGAGAGAGUCGUAGUGAAUCAUGUUGGAAUCUAGUUGAAGGCCAUAGAGGGCCAAGUGUGAAGGUACGUGGGCUUCACUCCCAAGUGAAGUGCCAUAGUGGACCGUAUGGACAACAAAGAGGUCCGAGGGUGCAGAAGGUGUGGACCUCAUGAGUGACACUGGUGCGCCGUGUACGUCGCAGAGAAAUUGAAAUUGAAAAUGAAAUAAGUUUAUUGAGGUAAAACACACACAAAGGGAUGAGGUAGCUCAAGCUAUUCUCACCCCGUUCAGUACAUCGUGUUAAUACAUACAUAGACACACAUCACAAGCAAUAAACGUAUUACCGAACAUUCUGAGAGAUAAACAUACAUUUCCUAACGUCGCAGAGUGAAGGGCUGCGUGGUAAGAUGUGGUCUUAAGAAGACUUACAAUUUCAUGACAGGAUAAUGUAAUCUUGAGCCAGUAAUACCAAGCCCAAACAAUUUUGGCUCCAAGUGAAGAUCCGGUAAUCGCCUAAACCCAGUAAUCCUGUAAUAAAGCCACGAUACCCCUUUAUCAUGACACAGUAAGCCUUAACUCUAGACCUGGUAAACCCUUAAUCAUAGCCUAAUGAGCCCUUAAUGAAGGUAUAAUAACUUACUAAUCAACUCAUCAUCCCUUAACAUGAUGUAAUACCCUUGUAUUACUACCCCGUCAUAGUGUCUCACACACCUCACCUCCUCACUAACUUGCCAUUUAUAUUCUUCCACUAUAAUUAGUCUUUAUUUUGUCCGAUGAAUCUACCAAAAAUGUUAGAUAUUAAUUCUCGUUUGUCGGGGACAGGAAGCCUGUGUUUAGGAUUACCCAGAUCCCCCUGGGUCAACUACUGACCUUCUCCAGGAUGCAAUCCACAACAGUUGCCUAACUCUCGGGCACUCAUUUUAAUAGUAGGUGAAUAGGUGCAUUAGGUGAAAGGAAACGUGUCCAACACUGUUUCACUCCUGCCCGAGGAUUGAGCUCGAUUCCCUUGAUUGUCAGCCGAGCACGUAGACCACUGUGCUACGGGACCCAUCAUACGGAAUGAUCUAAGAAGAGUUGCUCCACGGGGCCUCUUAUGGGAAGGUUAUAUAAUACUUUGUACUAUAAAAAACAAUUGGACCACUUGGACUGGACGGAAGAUCGAGCGACGGUCUCGCUACAUGCAGGUCGGCGUUCAAUACCCGACCGUCCAAGUGGUUGGGCAACCUUCCUUUCCCCCCGUCCCAUCCCACAUCCAUAUC
Molecule: messenger RNA, 3962 nt
Organism: Procambarus clarkii (red swamp crayfish)
Lineage: Eukaryota; Metazoa; Arthropoda; Malacostraca; Decapoda; Cambaridae
Source: RefSeq, a predicted model, not a curated record